UGCUCGCCUUGUUAGGUCUGUUAUAACGCUUCCAGCAGCAGCAGGCGCGUGGAGAGCGCGCGAGAGGGGCGGCAGGGAGAGGGGCGAGGGGCGCAGACACCCUCCACCGAGCCAUGGAUGAUCAAAGGCUUUUAAGACUGAUUUAAAUCAAAAAUCAACUUUAUGAACAACAUGCAAAAGACAACAUUUUCCUUUAACUUAAACCUAUGUUUCAGUUUCCAUGAAGUUGCAAAUCGAAGAAGUUUCGGAAUCAAGAAAGUACUACCUGUCAACUGUUGGAUUAAUGCCUGAACCAGAAUUCUGGAAUCAUCCUACAAGAGUCGUAUAAGUUUACACGCGCGCUGUGACAUUGUAUGGUGGAAAAUAUGAAUAUUACAAUAAGAAUAUGGAUUCAUGAAUGCAUUUAUAGACAUUUUGGGACAACAUUAGACGAAGAGGAGUAAAGGUGAUAACAGUAUCAAUCUCGCCUCCCGACUUCUUUGAGGGCAAUUGAUUUAUUACUAUCGAGUGAUUUGAGCUGACGUUGCGUCCACUCCGAGUAGUAGAAACAUGAGUGGGGGCAGGUUUGAGUUUGAUGAUGGUGGGGCAUACUGUGGAGGUUGGGAGGGGGGCAAAGCGCACGGCCAUGGGAUCUGCACAGGACCUAAGGGGCAAGGGGAAUUCUCGGGCUCCUGGAAUUACGGAUUUGAGGUGGUCGGGAUCUACACCUGGCCAAGCGGAAACACGUACGAGGGGUACUGGUCUCAAGGAAAGCGCCACGGCUUGGGCAUAGAGACAAAAGGACACUGGGUAUACAAGGGCGAGUGGACUCACGGAUUCAAAGGAAGGUAUGGCACGCGCCUCAGUCAGGGAAGUGGCGCCAAGUACGAAGGUACAUGGAAUAAUGGACUUCAGGAAGGAUAUGGCACGGAGACUUACGCAGAUGGAGGCACAUUUCAGGGACAGUUCAUGGGUGGCAUGCGUCACGGCUAUGGCGUGCGUCAGAGUGUCCCGUACGGCAUGGCCGCAGUGGUCAAAUCUCCCCUGCGCACGUCCCUCACCUCUCUGCGCAGUGAACACAGCAACGGCACGCUGCUGCAACAAGACCUGCCGGUCAUCACCACCACCAACGCUUCGGGCCAGGAGACACUGGUCACCCCGUCCACCCCGGGUCCGUCCCGUGGUGGCUUCGCGCUCUCGCUGCAGUUUGACCCCAACGCUGUGCCGCCCAAGAAGAAGGGGCUGUUCCGACGCGGCUCGCUGCUGGGCAAGCUGAAGAAGUCGGACUCGCGCACCUCGCUGUCCAGCAACAAGAGCAAAAUCAGCUUCCUGGGACGCAGCGAGUCGGCCAUGAGCUCGGCCAGCGACGCCAACUCCACGGUCAGCCUGGGCGACAGCGAGCCGGAGGGCGAGGGAGGGGACUUCCCGCCAUUGGAGGCCGACAUCGACGCCACCACCACCGAGGUCUACAUGGGCGAGUGGAAGAACGACAAGCGCUCGGGCUACGGCAUCAGCGAGCGCUCCAGCGGCCUUAAGUACGAGGGUGAGUGGCUCAACAACCAGCGCCACGGCUACGGCUGCACCAUCUUCGCCGAGGGCGGCAAGGAGGAGGGCAAGUACGUGAACAACAUGCUGGUCAAGGCGGUCAAGAAGCGCGUCAUCCAGCUCAAGGGCACCAAGAUCAAGCAGAAGGUGGAGCGCAGCGUGGAGGGGGCGCAGAGGGCCGCGGCCAUCGGAAAGCAGAAAGCGGAGAUCGCCGCCUCCAGGACCAACCAUGCAAAGUCCAAGGGUGAGGCAGCUGACCAGUCUGCUCAGGCUGCCAACCAGGAGUCCAGCAUCGCCAGGGUGGUUGCCAGGGAACUGUCCCCAUCCUUCUACCAGCCAGGUCCUGAAUACCUAAAGAAGUGUGCACUUCAAGAGUCUGUACACUCAUGUGAAUCCUGUUUUGUCCAUAGGUCCUGAAUACCUAAAGAAGUGUGCAC
Messenger RNA from Alosa alosa (allis shad), 1961 nucleotides. It is a transcript of the gene jph2, whose product is annotated as junctophilin 2. The transcript is spliced from 4 exons. The coding region runs from base 550 to 1941 and encodes 463 amino acids. Lineage: Eukaryota; Metazoa; Chordata; Actinopteri; Clupeiformes; Clupeidae. Gene Ontology annotation, cellular component: junctional membrane complex; plasma membrane; sarcoplasmic reticulum. The record is from RefSeq and is a predicted model, not a curated record.